AUGCAGCUACUGCUUCACCCUAACUUCAAGAAUCCAGACGGAGCGCUAAAAAAGGUGAUUCUAAUGUCUAAUUUGCAAGCCGGCGCGUCGCAACAGGUGCCAGAUCGCCACUUCAUUAAGGUUCGCCGUAAGAUCAUCGAUGGUGUCCGCAGAAUUAUGGAGGCAGUGUACACUCAGCCAACAUCUCCCGGAAUCGUUGCUCCGUCUCCAGUAGCAUUGUUUUCAGAGGAUCUCGUGGAGUUAUUUGCAGAAACGGCAAAUGAGGUGGCACCACCGUCUGUCGACACACAUACGGCAAUGCGCGAGCACCGCAUUGACGAAGAGCUCGACCGUUGGCUUUCGACCCCUACUUCGCUGAAAGUAAUAAGUCCCGGUGAGUUUGAGCCCAUCCUGAGCUUUUGGAAGCGUCAACAUGACCAAGGCAAUUUCCGGCUUCUGUCUCUUGUUGCGCGCGUCCUGUUCUCAAUGCCCUCUUCGUCGGCACAAAUUCGGCCAGUGGAUCCCAGAGUAGGAGUAUACGUCGGACAACGCGAGCAAGCCCCAAAAAACGAUGAAUCUUGA
This is a messenger RNA of Phytophthora nicotianae INRA-310, 561 nucleotides long. RefSeq lists its product as hypothetical. Bases 1 to 561 code for a protein of 186 amino acids. NCBI's taxonomy places the organism in Eukaryota, Oomycota, Peronosporomycetes, Peronosporales, Peronosporaceae. Gene Ontology annotation, molecular function: protein dimerization activity. The record is from RefSeq and is a predicted model, not a curated record. The transcript has a single exon.